Messenger RNA from Symbiodinium pilosum, 4014 nucleotides. Lineage: Eukaryota; Dinophyceae; Suessiales; Symbiodiniaceae. The record is from the annotation of a GenBank genome assembly.
AUGGACGCACUGGCUGAGGACUGCCAGCGGGAAGUGGAAGCAGCGACGGACCGAGUGAAGAGAGAUCUUGCAGCGAGCGUGUUGGAAUGCAACGCCAUUUUGGAGCCUUUGGAGCCGCCGGCGCUGCCGCCAAAAGCGGAAGGUGAAGCGGAAGAAGAGGAGGAUGAAGCCAAGUUGCUCGAUGAGCUCGAAGACUUGCCCAUGGACGGCACGAUAGAUCCAGCCAAAGCUAAGGCGGUGGCAGCGGAGAAUGCUGCACGGAAGGCGCUGCGCGUGCUCGGAGAACGAACCGAGGGUGAGGUGCGUGGCAUUCUCGCGGCCCUGGAGGCUGCCACACAGUUGCGACGGCAGCGCAUCCAAGCCUUCUCCGGCCCCAGCGGCGAGCUGGCGCGUAUCGAUGACUUGCGGAAAUCCAGCGCAGAGGAGCUAUUGAAAAAGUUAGUGGAGGCUUUGACGGCUGCUGCACAUGUUGUCCAUGGCGAAGCUGAACGAUUGGUGGAAGAGCGUGCGCUAUCUUUCAAUGAAAUCUUGCUGGAGAAUCGGAAAUCGAUGCAGCAGCUUAGUGCGAAACUUACUGUUCAAACCCUCGAAAACAGCAAGGAGUACAAGGUGCGAUGGCAUAAGGGCCUCCUUCUGUGGAAGCAGCAGCGGCAUCGGCAUAGCAUGGCGGUUGUCAUGCGCCGUAUCAAAAGUAAUGAGUUCCGGCAGCCUGAGUCGCUGGUCGAGGCUGUUGGCAAAGUUCGCGAGCACCAGUCGUAUGUGUUUAGACAGCGCAAAGAUCUCAUUGACGAGCUGUUUGCCAUUCCACAGCAUCGGCUGAUUGUGGCUGCAGUGCGUCACAUCGAGGAGCAAAACACACAGCUGAAUGAUCGAGCUCAAGAGACUUUCGACACGCUGUUGGUGGAGCUGCGGGAGCUUCGAGAAGCCCUGAACGUCUCAGCAGAGCAAAUGCUUGGGGAGCUGGGCCUCGAACUGGAGCUGCACGAUGCCCGACAGGAAUGGAGAGGCCAUGACUCGGUGGCAAACCUCAUAGAUGCAGAGGUGAGACCGCCUCUGCGCGAAUGCCUCGAUCAGGUUGCAUCGCUGCUGCAUGCACUGUCCAAUAAGCUGACGCAGCAAGAGGAGGCAUUACAUCAUUCUGUCACUUCGGUGAUCACCUUCUUCCUUGGACUGGCUCGGAAACAAGAGCUUCUAAAAAAGAGAGUCGAAGAGUUCGAGGUGAACUACAACGGUGAAGUUGAAGACUGUGAGAAGGAUUUUGAGGAGACUUGCGAAAGAAAUGAGAACAAGAUGCAGGACCUGCAUGCAGCGAUUGAUGACGCCGCCCAUCACGAAACGUUGGACGAGCUAAAGCAGAAGACAUUCGACCACCUGGAUCAGAUGGCGGUCGGUUACCGCGACCACGCAGACCAGAUGCUGCAAAUCCACAACCGAUACCCAGGUGAAGCCCAAGACUUGAUUCGGCGAGAAACUCGUGGGUACUGCAAGGACCUUGGCCUGGCUUUGGAUCCAGCCGAAGAAGCACCAGCACUUGCUGCUGAGAGGAAAGCGGCCGCGGCCGCAUUGGAAGAGGAGGCCAUAGCAAAAGCCAAGGACGCCCAUCCCGCUGCAGCUGACGAAGACGAAGCGGCAAGAAGUGGACGACUGGAGCUUUUGGCAGCUGCCGUGGAAGCAGCAAAGGCAGAAGUGCAGCAGGCUGCUGAGGCAAAGGAAGCAGCGGCUCUGGAAGCGGAAGCGCAGCUUUUUGCUGGCCUUGAAGAGAAGAGCGAGUGGACACCGGGUGAAGGCACAGGUUGCAGAGUGCUUGAGAAUCUUGGCCUCGAGGAUUUGCGAGGUCAGAUCUUGCAGCCUCCGGAGCCAGAGCCGACGGAACCUGAUGCUGGCGCAGCUGGCGGAGCUUCAGGAGAGCCUGUAGAAGGCGAGUCCAUGGACACAGAGCCGAAGUUUGCAGAUGGCACGGAUGCGCUGGACACGCUGGCCUUUGACAACAGUUGGUUCGAAGAAAAUCUAUCAUCCCUGCGAAGCGCAAUUUUCGAAAAUCUGGCGGGCCAGAAGCGUUACCUGGAUCGCGUCGACAUUCCGGCAGCUUGUGAAGAGGUUCGACGCGAUCUUGACCAGAGGCUGCGCCGGCACACCAACCGUAAAGGAGAAGUGCAGGUUGAAUGGUACGUGCCACGAUACAGCACUGUGUCCAAACACAAGGACAAGUUUGAGAGACAUCUGGUGCAGGUGGCGCAGAAAUGCCAGGAUCAAGACGACGCUGUGGAAGCAACUUUCGAGGAGAUCGACGUUGCAGAAGAACAGUUCAAGCAGCGGGUCGCCCACAUACAGGAGAAUUUGGGGGAUGCAGAGACUUUACCAGUACUUACUUCGAUGGAGCGACAGGCUGGGGACUGCAUGUCGAGCUUCAAGGAGCUGUGCCGGUCCGCUGUGCGGAAGUUGCUGGAGCUGAGCUCCAAGGCACCGCAGGGACUGCAGAAGGAAAACCAGGCCUUCCUGAUGAUGUGCAAGAAAGGAGAAGAGCAGUACAGCGAGCCAGAGAUCAUGUAUUACGGAGGGGAGGCUCCCAUGGAUGCCUUUGCUGCGGCCUAUGCCACUGCAGUUGAGACCCUUUGUGCAAGUAAAGGCUUUGGUCGCAAGUAUGGGGAGCCCCGGCGUAGAGCACAAGAGCGCGUGCGAGUCUGUGCCAUGGCAGAGCUUGGCAGCCACCUGGGUGCCUUCCGCGCCUCAAAGUACGAGCUGGCAGCAUGGUUCCCAGCAUCUAACCGGGAACGGAGCGAGGCAUCCCCCGAGCAGAGAAGAGAAGCCGACCGAGCGCUGCAGCUCUCGCAGUCCUUGGAGGAGUCUUGCUUUCUGCAAUCGAAUGCCACCGAUAUCUUGCAGAUUCUUGCAGUGUGUGAGGCCUCGCAGGCGCUGAGGGACGACUCGCUGCUUCGAGUGCUCGGGCCGCUCUUGAAGAGCGAGAGGUUUAACAACGAAAUCCAAUCCGUGAUCAAAGCAUCCAACGAAGCGUAUGCGGGCCAGGCUGGUGGUACUCCGGACUUCAUGCAGAAGUUUCUCUCUGACAUGCAGGUGUCAUGUGAGCACGCAAGGCAGGAGGCCUCCCGCAGUCUCCGAACCUGGGGUGAUGAACUUCGAGAAGAGACUCUUUUGUGCCUUGGGGACAAGCUCUUCUCGGAGCUCACGCAGCGGGCGCUGUCUGAGCUCGCAAAGACGACACGUGACGCCCACGAGCGGACAGUUCAAACUUGGAAAGACUUCGGCAAGAAAAGGGCAAAUCACGAGCAGCGCCUGAACCCACGGCUCGCUGACGCCAACAAGGAAGUCGAACUUCAGGAGUUGGUCGAAGCUGAAGCGAAGCGUCAUGCAGAUGCUCUGACAACCUGCAAGGAGGACCGGGAAAGGAUGGCAACUGCAUUGCGUGAUGCCUGUGCCAGCUUUGUGGGCCGUCUGACCAAUCUUGCAGAAGUCGCCAUGCGUCUUGUCGAUCUACUGCCGCUUCACAGCCAUUUUGGAGCCUUGCCGGGAGACGAGAAGGUGGAGCCUCCGCGGAUGUCCAUCAAACGCCGGCUCCGGCGUCUAAACGCAGAAGAAGAGAAGCCGCCAGAACCAGUUCCGAAGGCAGCCGCCAAAGGUAAGGCAGAGCCAAAGGCGGCUGCAGCCCCAGAGGAACCCAAACCUGGCCUCCCAGAGCGUCAAUGGCAGGGACUUCCAAAAAACGAGCUGCGCGCUUUGUUGUGCAGUGGCGGCUGGCCAACAGAUCCAGUGCUCACAGAUGAAGACGAGAAUCUCGACGAGCAGAAGGUUCAAGAGCUUACUGAGCCCAUGAAAUCCUUCCGCUCGCCAGUGCAUCGCAGCAUCAUCAAUGGCCGGCUUCAGUACUACGAGCACUACAAGAAGCAGUUUGCAGCAGAGGUCUUUCGCUGGAAUGCGGAGAUGUCAGCCAGAGAGGCCAAGGAACAGGCUGGCGAAAAGAAUUGGCAAUCCAUGAUUCGGCAGCUACGAGGUGAAUGA